Molecule: messenger RNA, 1645 nt
Organism: Harmonia axyridis
Lineage: Eukaryota; Metazoa; Arthropoda; Insecta; Coleoptera; Coccinellidae
Product: beta-1,4-mannosyl-glycoprotein 4-beta-N-acetylglucosaminyltransferase
Exons: 1
Coding region: 152-1378 (408 amino acids)
Biological process (GO): N-acetylglucosamine metabolic process; protein N-linked glycosylation
Cellular component (GO): membrane
Molecular function (GO): beta-1,4-mannosylglycoprotein 4-beta-N-acetylglucosaminyltransferase activity
Source: RefSeq, a predicted model, not a curated record
AGAAGAAACCGUCGAAUUCGAAAUUAACCAUGAAGGGUAGGGUGGGGUGCAAUAAUUUAAGUAGAAUAUAAAAAUAAAAUUAUAAUUAGCAAUAGCACCCUAAGUUCCAUAAAGUUAAAUUUGGCUUCGGAAUGUGGCCUCAACAUUUCCAAUGUAUAUUAACAAAAUAAACUUCCGAAGAAUAUCUUUAUGUAUUUUAGGGCUAAUUCAAAUUUCUCUUAUCAUUUCAUAUUAUUACGUCCAAAAAGGUGACGAAACAGGUGUUAAUGAUGAUAAGAUUAGAUUUUUGAGCUCGAAAAAUUAUGAAAAGCCUUUUGAACAAACAUAUCACACCUCAAAGGAUAAAGUAAACCUGCCUAGACAUCAUGUUCGAGAUAAGUUUACAGAUUUCAACUCUAGCCUGUGCUUCACCAAUGGCACAGAUCUCAAAUCGAUGGACAGAUCGAAAAAUUCAUGGAAUUGUGAUUGUAAAAUAGGUUGGCAUGGUGCCGAGUGUGGACAGCCAGAAGUGGUAUGGAGGGCUUUGUUAACAAACAAACAAAAACUGAAAGUAAAGGGACCUAUGAAAUAUUCAAGAAGAAUGCUGUAUAUAUUUCAGGUGAAUGAAUUCAUGGAAAACAUUAUCGAUAUAAGAAUCAAUGAGCUUGAUGAAGUUAUAGAUUUGUUUAUACUAUUUGAAAAUAAUGGCAAUAGGAUAGAGAAACUAUUGAAGAAUGGUUUCUUGAAAAAAUAUCAUAAGAAGAUAAUAUACAUCAGGAACACCCUUCUUAAGGAUCUUUAUAAUACCAUUGCCUCCUCUAUAUCGAGCUUAGAAAAUAAUGAUAUAAUUGUGAUUAGCACAUCCAUGGAAAUUCCCAACAAGUUAGCUCUAGGUUUCCUCAAAUAUUACGACAACUGGCCUGAACCCAUUUCAUUCAGACUAAGAUGGUCAGUAUUUGGAUUUUUCUGGAAACAUCCUAAUAAAACUAAAACAGAGGGAAUAGCCUGUUCUGUGAAAUAUAUGAAGAAGGUGUUUGAUUCCAAUUUUGUCAAUUUGUAUGAGAGCAAAAGCAAUUUGGGGUUAGUUUUAGGAGAUUUGAACCAUUAUGGAGGAUGGUAUUGUGAGUACUGUAUGGAUCCCAUCCAAAUAAUCAAAUUUGCUAAAGAAAGAAACCUUGAGCUAGUUAAAUGGAAAGAACUGAAGAAAAAUCAAAUCGAUGUCAGCUACGUAGAAGAUCUUAUUGGAAAUGGAUUGUAUAUUGACGGAAAGACUGAGCUAGAGAGGAGUAGAAAAUACCAAGAUAAUUAUUUUGCGCCAACAUCUGUUUCUGAUAAUUCAAUGAAAUAUGACUUUUUGCUUAUGAAUUUAUACACAAAAUUGGACUAUUACGAAGGCUAACAAUGAAUUUCAGUCAUACUAGAAACUGGUAUUUGCUAAAUUACUUUCGAUAUUUACUGAUUUUAGUAAUGAAUUAUUUUUAAUAAUUAAUCUGUAAAAUAGUUGAUAUGCAUUAGAUUUCAUAUAGUUUCAAUAUUUGAGAGGAAACUUGCUACUAGUCAGUAAUGCCUAAUAUUUUAAUUAGUUCCAAAUCAGUUUUUUCAGAGUAAUCAAAUUACAACUGUGAUAUAAUAAUAAUUCGAAUUAAAUUGUUGAUAUAACAAUCAA